AUGGGUCAUUUGAGAGUGCAGAAAGAAAGCAAUAAGAAACAGCGAACAAUAAAAAGCAUUCCAAAGGAGUUGCUAGUGGAGAUUUUGGCCAAGGUGGGAACACGCUCCAUCGUUGAUCUCUGCAUGGUCAAACCAUGUUGCAAAGAAUUUCUUGAUGCUGCGGAGGACGAUCAUGUGUACCGUCACGUCUCCAUGGAGAAUUUUGCAUUGGUGCCGCUUCCGUGGUUCACCAGAGAGAAGGAAUCGUCGUUUCUGAAGCGUUGCAGGGAGAGUGGUAACUCGGAGAUUGCGUACCGCGAAGGGAUGGUUCAAUGCUUUAGUUCUUCUUCAACUCUUAAGUUGGGUCUCCAGAAUUUGAAAAAGGCGAUGCUAGAGGGUCACCACGAGGCCAAAUACGUUUACUGCAUGCUUUUGAUGUGUGGUGAAGACGAAGGAGAAAGGGAGGAAGGUUUUCGUCUCUUUUGUUCCUUGGAAGCGUCCACUUGCGUUGGAAGAUGCAGAAAGAGAGUCAAGUCUUUUGUCCGAAGCGUGUGGGUCAGAAACAACCCUUUGCUUCGGAAUCAUAACUUGUCUUUUUGUUGUUCUGGCACGUGCGGUGGUGAGAGGCUCAAAAAACUUUCGACAAGAUGGUCAUGGCCUCAGGAUGAUGAAGAUGUUGCUAGCAUUGGAGUUUCAUGUCAACGUUGUCGUACGGAUCAUGAACUUGGUUUGUUUUGUAACAUAUUUGGUGUCUAAGUUAAAUUAGAAUAGGAAAACAAGUUCAAAUAUUCACUUCAAUUUUUCUUUCUCUUUUCAACUUUUAGUUUCUGUUUUAUUUUUUUUCCCUCCUUUUUCUUUCUCCUUUCAAGUUUUGUAUUUCUUCCUUGUAUAAGUCUUCCAACUUGAUUAUAAGAUAAAAAAAUAUGGUCACUUUUUAUUUGUUCAUUA
Molecule: messenger RNA, 927 nt
Organism: Cajanus cajan (pigeon pea)
Lineage: Eukaryota; Viridiplantae; Streptophyta; Magnoliopsida; Fabales; Fabaceae
Product: F-box protein At2g35280
Molecular function (GO): protein binding
Source: RefSeq, a predicted model, not a curated record